AUGUCCGCAAAUUUUGGUAGUGCAGCUGCUGAUCUAGAGUAUGUCUCACAGAUCGGCAUUGUUCAUAAUCCUCCGGGCAAUCCUAUAAUCGACGUGCGAUUAGUGGAUUCUGGUUCUCAUCGUGAUAAAAGGAUAUCAUCAAUGUCACUGGAGUCCUCUUCGUGCAUGCAUGUUCCAGGUAGAGAGAGUGGAGCCGAAGCUGGCGGAGAGAAGCAGGAUGUGGUCUCGUGGAGCGAUAUCAUUGGUGUAAUAGGUCGUGAACUCUUCAUCGAUUGCCUCGUUCGUCUGUCCAGGUGGGACUAUGGCUCCAUUGCCUCCCUGAACCAUGACUUCAAUUCGGUGGUUCGCAACGGGGACAUCUACCGCCAGAGACGAAAGAAUGGGGUGGCAGAGCACUGGGUCUACUUCUCUUGCUCAAUUAUGGAGUGGCACGCUUAUGACCCGUACAGAGGGCGCUGGAUCCAGGUGCCCAACAUGCCUCCACUUGAAAGAUUCUUGGUCUCUCACAAGGAUUCGCUUGCUGUAGGAACCGAGCUGCUGGUGUUUGGGACAGAAAAGAUUGUUUUGAGAUAUAACAUCCUAACCAAUUCAUGGAUGUAUCCGGAAGAUGGGAUGAACACGCCACGGUGCUUGUUUGGGUCAACAAGUGUCGGCGAAAAGGCGUAUGUCGCAGGAGGCACUGAUUUUUCUGGAAGAAUAUUGAGCUCCACAGAGAUGUAUGACUCCGAGACGCAUACGUGGAGAACCCUUCCAAGCAUUAAUAGGGCUAGGAAAUUGUGUUCAGGGGCGUUCAUGGACGGCAAGUUUUAUGUGAUCGGUGGUGUUGCAAAUAACAGCCAGCUAUUGACAUGCGGUGAGGAAUAUGAUUUGAACCGGCAGUCAUGGAGGGUCAUCGACAGCAUGUCCGAGGGACUCAACAUAAAUGGAAACGGUGCUCCUCCGCUCAUUGCAGUUGUCAACAAUGAGCUGUAUGCUGCUGAUUACCGUGAGAAUGGUUUGAAGCGGUAUGAUAAGCUUAACAAUGAGUGGACCAGUCUUGGAAAUUUGCCUGCACAUCGUCCGUCAAUGAAUGGCUGGGGCAUUGGUUUCCAAUCGUGUGGUGACCGGCUGAUUUUCAUCGGAGGUCAGAGGACUUCUGUUGGCAGCAUGGUUGAGCUUUUUUCAUGGAUCCCGGAUGAGCAACCGCCUGUGUGGAAUUUGGUUGCAACACGGCCAGCAAGACACUUCGUGUAUAACUGUGCCGUGAUGGGUUGCUGA
Molecule: messenger RNA, 1257 nt
Organism: Triticum dicoccoides
Lineage: Eukaryota; Viridiplantae; Streptophyta; Magnoliopsida; Poales; Poaceae
Product: F-box/kelch-repeat protein SKIP11-like
Exons: 3
Coding region: 1-1257 (418 amino acids)
Cellular component (GO): nucleus
Molecular function (GO): protein binding
Source: RefSeq, a predicted model, not a curated record